Symbiodinium necroappetens is the source of this 1296-nucleotide messenger RNA. The record is from the annotation of a GenBank genome assembly. Lineage: Eukaryota; Dinophyceae; Suessiales; Symbiodiniaceae.
AUGCCUACUCCUCUUGGCCCGUGUGGCCCGGCUGGUGCUGCGACAUCCUGGGACUGGCACCGGGAAUCCGCUCUUGUUGCCAAAGAUCCCGGAGCUUCGCAUCUUGGCAGAGCGAGCUCAGUUUACACAGCUUGGUGUCAGAUGAAAGAGCUCUGCACUGUAAAGACCAGCGAGGUCUUUGAUGCCAGCUCUUCAGCUUUCGCAAUGUUCUUUCCACCUCUGCCCAAGGAACCUGAUGCCACCUUGGCAGGUGAUGCUCCCAAAGAAGCACGAGACCAGAUGCCGGACCUACGCCUCGCCACGCCACUAUUGGAUGAAAACCUCCGCGGCUAUGGAUCGAUGCCUGGCAUUCCAAUGUCCUUCACUUUGUCCGAGUAUUGCGCGAGGGAGCCACCUUUUUCCCCUGCGUCAACGGUAAGCUACGGCAGACAGGCGCCUGUCUCGCCGGCAGCGACGGAGUAUUGCUAUGGCAGACAGGCGCCUGUCUCGCCUGCAUCAACCCAUUAUUUCUACGCCACAGACGCGCCUGACUCGCCAGCGUCAACCACGUAUAUCUUCGGCAGAGAGGCACCAUCCUCUCCUGCAUCAACCGUAUGCGAUUACCAGACUUUCGAGGCGCCGUUGCCUGAGUACGAUGGCAGAGAAGCUUUGACAGAAGUUUUGAGCCCAAAGAAGUUCCCGACUCAUCCAAAUUGGAGGCACUUCUCCGAGGACCGAAGUCAAGCCCGCAACAACUUCGGUGAACAUUGCCCGUCCCAAUGGUGCGGGCUCUUCAACAGCUGUUGCCCCGACGCAGUGCCAGAGUCCUGCAGCCGCUGCCAGCAGGCACUCGGAUCCUUCUUCGAUCAUCACUGCCCGAAAUGCUCGCAAGCUGUAUGUGUUAGCUGCAUUGAGACUCUCAACUACCAGACUUUCCGCUGCAGCUGUGGGGAUGAGCUUUCGAAUCAGCCUAUGAUCGCCCGUGCGCAGUGGAUGUUUGGGGUAUGUCGUUCUACAAUGCAGGCUUUUGAUUUCAUCACCGGCACAAAUCUUGCCGGGCCAUCCCACGCUGUAGCCCCUGUUAUCCCUGAAAGUUACACUGAGAUGCCUUCACCCGCUGCACCGCUGCCGUCGUCCUUGCCGUCUAUCUUGGGCCAUCGACCUCGUGUUUCCCAAUCCACAGAGGUGUUCAAGACGAAUCUGCCUGGGGAGAUGCCCUGCAGCCCGGUGGCUCGACGAUGGGCGCGGGCAGGAGUAAACAAAAAAAAGGCGCGCAGGAGUUCCUACGAGCUCAGGCAGAGGUGUGUUCUGCCGUAG